Molecule: messenger RNA, 2013 nt
Organism: Cyprinodon variegatus (sheepshead minnow)
Lineage: Eukaryota; Metazoa; Chordata; Actinopteri; Cyprinodontiformes; Cyprinodontidae
Gene: hhla1
Product: HERV-H LTR-associating 1
Exons: 15
Coding region: 162-1643 (493 amino acids)
Source: RefSeq, a predicted model, not a curated record
GACACUGAAUUCUUUUGUGCGGCGCUCUACAAGAUGCCGGCCUGCUGCCAACAGCUGCUGUUCAGAGGGGAGAAAACAGGUCUGGUUUAAUCCUCACCUGACCGCCGCUGAAUGCAACGCACACAGAAAGGUUUCAUUCUGCAUCCUGGAACACAAGGACAAUGGCAGGUUUAAGGAGUUUUCUGCACUAUCCUCGCUUCUGUUGUUUUGUUUCUGCUGCUUUGCUCUUCAUGGUCUUCAGCCAAGAGUUAAGAAACAGGUUGCAAGAAGUGAGGCACAAGAGAGACUUCAAUAAUUUCUCAGAAAUUCCAGCAGAGAACAUCAUCGAUCCCACUGCCAUCGACCUCACUCCACUGGUCAAUACAUUAAUAAAUUCAAGCCAAUCUGGUUCUCGACACCUCUUCUCUCUGCUCAGUGUGACCUCCUACAGCUCCCUGGACCUCCAUAAACUUACCUUGUUGGUCUACAACAUUUCUGACAUCAAAAGUUUAGAAAGCAGUCUGUUCAGAAGGCGGUUCUGCUAUUGUGUCACUAAUGACACAAAUGACCUAACAGACUUCACAGCAAUUCUUUUGGAUGUGAUGGGAAACUCAACAAGUUACCUGCAUGAGUUGUUUAAGUCUUCCUCCAUUCUGUCAGUCAGUCAAAGGAACAACUCAGAGUGUAUUUAUAUCUGCGUGAUGGCGGGGAAGAUGGGCAGAGACCUGUCUGGGCUGUGGGACGUCGGCUCCAUCACUCCCCUGUUCAACCAGACUAUUGUUGAAGGACCAAACAAAGUGACUAACCUCUCCUCACUUCGACUUCCGGAAGAAUGGCACCAACUGCCCACCAAUCUGAGUCAUGUCUCUCCGUCUGGGAUGAGCUCCAUGCUGAGCAGCCGAGUCUCCUCUACUGCUCAUGCUCUGCCAAACCUGAGCAGAACAUCUUCACCAACAUUAAAGCUCACGGUCACUACCCCUGAACACCCAACAUCCUCAAUGUCUACAGAAAUCACAGAAAGUCUGUCAACGUUCUGGAGACCAGAGACGCCAAACACCCGGAGCAGCCAGAUAUUAACCACUCUACUGAGCAGGACGACACAAGCUGCUCCACAGGCAGUGGUGAUAACAUCAGCUUUAACUGCAUCAUCAACCAGAACCACCAAACAACCAACCACUGCUACAGUAACGUCAAAGUUCACAUCUACACCUCCUGCAGCCACAGCAGUCCUUUCAGCACUGAUGAAUCUGAUUGAAACAAACACGUCUACAAGUGAAAGAUCUCUACAGACAACCUCCAUGAGACCUUCAACCAUCCGACCAACAGAACACCCUACAGCGCCGACAACCAGCGGAGCAACAGCAACCAAUCAUUACAGAGAGACAGAGAGACCAGGCUGUCCCUGGAGGAGGCUGGAGCCCAGCAGCAAAACGAUGACGGUGGGUGAACUCAAGCUGCAGCCCUGCGUCCUCGAGCUCUGCAAGUUCUUCUCCCAGUGCCUCUGCAGACCAUUCAGCCAGAAGACACGGACAAAAAGAUACUGUGAUGACAGCUUCCUCUGGUACGAAGAACACACUUUUGAGGUGUGUCGAAGAGUGAAGAGAGUUUCCUUCUCCAGAAAUCUGAAACAGAGAUGCUUGUCAAAGAUGUGCAGCAAACUGUGACCCAUCAGGAAGCGGCAGGAAACAAAGAGCCGUUCAUUCCCGAAUGUGACAGGAAUCCCAGACAACAGCUUCUGGAACAGCUGGAAGACUCACAGAGGAGAGCGUGUGGCUGGUUUCCAAAAGAAAAAAGGACAUUUUACAUCUUUUACCUGAAUAUUAGUCACCAAUCAGCCACCUGGUUCAUAAAAUACAUGUUUCUUACAACAAAUCUUUAAUGGGUUUUUAAAAAAACAGCUCUUUUUCCUUUAUUUUAUCAAUAAAGAGACUUCAGUGAACACUCCAGUUGGUUAGGUUUCUCUUUUUAAACUAACCUGAAUCAUUUAAUGGUAGGUGUGUAUUGGUCGAAACUUUAAAAAAUCAAUAGAUUGGC